AUGGAAUCAGAGGAAAACCCAUACGAAUUGCUCUCAAAAUUAAAAGAAGAACAGCAACAAUUGUUAGCCGAAAUUAACAAUGGAACUGAGGAAAAAAUUGCCCUUUGCAGAAAGAACGAGGAAUACUGCGCCAGGAUCAGAAAGCUUCAAGACAGGAUUGUAGCUGCUGAGAGCAAGAGAUCAUUCAAAUUGGUCAUUCGUUCAGGAGAAACUAAAUAUACAAAUCCAAGUAAGUAAACUGUUUGACGUUAUAGACGGUAAGUUUAGAAACCUCUACUUGAAGAGCGCUGCUGAGCGUAUACAUCUAGUUAGAUUUUAUACAGAAAGUUCUAUAGGGACGAAAAUUUCGCAUACGAGCUUGUUCAAUAUGAUCAAGCCGAGUAUAAUUUUGAAAAUUUCCUCCUUUCUGUUUUAAUCACCGAAGUUUUCAUGUAGCUAAUAUUGCUAGAUCCACAUCAUAUUGUUGUUUAUUCCUGUACUAUUAAAAUCAAAAUAUAAACUAAGAGCUUUAGGAGAAAGUUUGACAUUUUUUGAAGAUCCCAAAGUUGAAUAUGAUGAAUACGGGCCAACUAAAGGGCUAAUGAACGAGGUUAACAUGAAAUCAUUCAUGUCUGACGGUUUCUUUAAAUAAAUCAUCACUUACCUUCGAUUCCCUUUCUUUUUUAAGAUCUAUUUCACUGUU
Messenger RNA from Moneuplotes crassus, 682 nucleotides. The record is from the annotation of a GenBank genome assembly. NCBI's taxonomy places the organism in Eukaryota, Ciliophora, Spirotrichea, Euplotida, Euplotidae.